AUGGAAAUUAAUGCAAAAGCUCACCACCACUCAACCACAGAGCCAUUGCUCCCAAUUUCAAGCAACCCUUCAAACCCCAUCGUGUCCCAAUCAGUCGCAUCCCAAUCCAUUGCAAGAUUAGUACACGUCCACCGCAUUCUAUUACUUGCAUUAGGGACAUUCACAUUGUUAUGUGUCUUCAUGCUCACGCCCACACAGAACCCAAAAAUCCAACUCGACUCACUCUUCAUGCCCAAGCUUAACGUCUCAAACAUGUCACUAGGGGCCAACUGGGACAUGGCCUUCACCGUAGAAAACCCCAAUAUGGUCUCUUGGGUUCAAUUCGACCGCAUAGAGGGUUCAAUUCUGUACAAGGACAACCCUCUCGCGAUAUACUCUGUUGAGCCAUUUGACUUGGGAUUGAAGGAACAAAGAUUGAUGCGUGUGAAGAUAUCGAGGACCGGAUUACAGGAUCAGCCGAAGAUGAAGGUGUCAGAUUUGGAAGAAAUGAAUAGGCAACGUGAAGAUGGUGUUGUGAGUUUGAAGAUGGAAAUGUUUGCAUGGGCUACGUAUAAGAAGGGUUGGUGGGGAACAGAAGAUGCCAUGAUGGAGGCUCACUGUUUGGAUUUGAGGGUUGGUUUCUUGCCUAAAGUUGGGUUCGGUAGCUGGAUCAGCGGAGGGCCGAUGACUUGCUCGACUAGUUCGUAUGCUAGUUGA
Prunus mume (Japanese apricot) is the source of this 696-nucleotide messenger RNA. RefSeq lists its product as uncharacterized. NCBI's taxonomy places the organism in Eukaryota, Viridiplantae, Streptophyta, Magnoliopsida, Rosales, Rosaceae. Gene Ontology annotation, biological process: defense response to other organism. The record is from RefSeq and is a predicted model, not a curated record. Gene Ontology annotation, cellular component: plasma membrane; plasmodesma.